UCGCAACUUUGACUUGUUGACGGUUGGUUCUCUUCGGGACUCUGGGGCUGCGUCGGAAUCUUAACCGUUUGGCGCGAGUGUUAGAAUAUUUCGAAAAUUGCCCCAAGAGUGUCAUAAAAAUGAUGGACUCACUGGACCGAAGAGGGGAAAGCCCCUAAAAAAAUGAAAUAACUUAAAAAUAAUAUUUAAAAAAAAAAAACAAAUGAUUGCAAAAUAAUUGAGGGGAUAAUCCAAAAAAUACAAUAAAAAUAGGAGUGGAGAAUGCCGAUGAAAAAGGUAUCGGUGAAGGAGUACGAUUCGCAGGAUGAGGCCAGUACCGAGCUGCUGGAAAAGCUGAAGCACUUGGAUCGCCGUGUGGAUGCCGUUGAGGGCGGAGGCGUGGCCAAGGGUGGGGCGGGCGGACGAAGGAGUACCGCCUGCUGGCAGUCGGUGAAGUGGAAGUCGGCCCUCAAUCACAUCGGACUGCUCGUCUCGCUGUCCAUCUACUGCGGCGUGGGCGGAUUGAUAUUCCGCCACUUGGAACGUCCUGCAGAGGUGGAGCGUCUCUCCCAUCUCAAGGAUGUGGUGAAAACCCACCGGGAACGCUUCAUGCACACCAUUUUGAACAACACGGAGGUGCACAAUCUCAACGAGCUGUUGGCCUUCGAGUUGGCCAAAUAUGAAGCGGCCGUUCAACUGGCGGCUGAAGGAGGGCUGCUUAUUGUGGCCGAUAAAGACUUUCCAGAGCCUUACGAGCGAUGGAGCAUUCUGCAAGCUGUGUUCUUCUCAUCGACUGUGUUAACCACCAUAGGUUAUGGCAAUAUUGUGCCAGUGACAACAGGUGGUCGGGUAUUUUGCAUUUGUUUCGCCCUCAUCGGCAUACCAUUCACCCUCACUGUGAUUGCCGAUUGGGGUCGAUUGUUUGCCACGGCUGUCUCUGUGUUUGGCAAACAUAUGCCCACCAAGCCCAAGUUCACUAACUUUAUAGGCAAAACCUGGUUCUAUGCCAUUUUGGCCGUUGGCUUCUUAGGCGUUUACUUGGCCGCUGGUGCUGGUCUUCUUUUGCUCUGGGAAGAUGACUGGACCUUCUUCGAUGGCUUUUACUUUUGUUUCAUCACCAUGACAACCAUAGGAUUUGGUGAUUUGGUGCCAAAGAAACCCAACUAUAUGUUGCUGUGCACUUUGUAUAUUCUCAUUGGCUUGGCCCUGACAUCGACCAUAAUUGAGCUGGUGAGACGGCAAUAUGCCACCAGUUGGGCCAAGUUGCAGGAACUUUCUGGUCCCAUGGCGGAGACCUUACGUCGUUUGGGGGAAACAGCAGGCACGGGCUUAGAUUACACAGCACUGCAAAAGGUUCUUACGGUUUCCAUGCCCAAGUGGAAUAGCAAGAAGAACGAACAUAGUCCCGAUAUUGCAGCCUUGGAAGCCAUCACCAAUGCCAUAUUGAAGGAGGUCAAGGAGGCACAGAAUAACAAGCCGAAGGUUCUGCAGAUUGUUAUCUACGAGUCUUCGGUCUAAACUCAUUUAAAAAUAGUUUAAAAAAACUAAAGAAAACCAGACAGCUAGAGAGCUUCCAUCGUUUAACAAAAAAAAAGUGCUGCAUAAUUUUGGGCAAAUCGGCAAACCAAAAACAUUUCUAUAUCAAGAAAAAAAUAUCAAACGUAGUUAGGCUGCUGAACGUCACCCAUGGGCUACAGUGAGCACUGGCUACUGUAGCACUGCCAGACUUCCAUAAGUUAGUGUCCGUACUUAUAGCUAUUAUAUAGUCAAAUGUCUAGGCAAAUAACAUUGCUCAUACGUACUGAGGCCACUCACACACACACACACACACACGCACACACAUACUCUUACACACAUGCAAAGCGCGGCAGGUGAUUUAAUAUCUAUCUAUAGUCAUAGAUAAUAUAUGUUUUUUUUUUUGAGGAUUUCUAACCGUAUGAGGUAGCUUAAGUUAUCGGUAAUCUUAAUUGUAAUUCAUGUCCAUACCAAGCAUAAAUGUCAUCUUAAAAAUAAACCACGAAAAAGACUUCAAAUCUA
This is a messenger RNA of Drosophila eugracilis, 2016 nucleotides long. Its product is annotated as TWiK family of potassium channels protein 7. Gene Ontology annotation, molecular function: potassium ion leak channel activity. Gene Ontology annotation, cellular component: membrane. The coding region runs from base 262 to 1497 and encodes 411 amino acids. The record is from RefSeq and is a predicted model, not a curated record. The transcript is spliced from 8 exons. Gene Ontology annotation, biological process: stabilization of membrane potential; potassium ion transmembrane transport. NCBI's taxonomy places the organism in Eukaryota, Metazoa, Arthropoda, Insecta, Diptera, Drosophilidae.